UCUUCUAUUUUGUCUAUUUUUACUUAUCGCUUUGCCGUUUAGGCCCAAAGAAAAACCAACCUUUCACUAUCUUAGUAGCUCGUCAAAUGACACCAAAGCUAACAUAUUAACAUCAUCAUCAUCAUCAUCAUAAUCGUUUUUUUUGGAGUGUUAGAUUCUGGUCAAUUAUAGAAGAACACAACAACAAUCCAUACAAAUUGAAGUAUCCGUGUCUUAGAAGCUUGAGAAAGAACCAAUAUGGAUUGGUUCGAGUAGUCAGCUCAAAUUCUGUUUAUAUAUGUAGCAAUUUAUUGGUUAGUAGCAGACCUUUAAAUCUAGUUUGAGAGGUUUAGACUCUUACGCCUAACCUUUGAAAUACCUGUGAGAUUUCUCAAGUAAUGGUUCAAUUCCCCAUUUACCAUAAUGUAAGAGCCAAAGUCCGCUGAGGAAGGGUCUCAUACUCUCAUGGGUGAAAUUGAAAUCGACGCUCCGGCGAAGGGGUUACGUUGCAGGUGGACAUGGAAGGAGAACAAGUUGUUUGAGCUAGCCUUGGCGGUGGUUGAUGAGAACCACCCGGAACGGUGGGAGGCGGUUGCGGCGAUGAUUGGAGGAGAGAAGAGUGCUGGGGAGGUUCAAGAGCACUAUGUGAUCCUUUUGGAGGAUUUGGAACUUAUAGAAUCUGGUAAAUUUGACCAUAAACUUGAAGAAGAAUCUCAUCAGCCUUAUGUACUAGUUGACCAUGUUAAGUCUCUGUGUUUGUCUCAUAAUGAUACAGCAGCCAUGUAAGAACUACUCUGUUUUUUUUUUUCUUUUUUUUUGUGUGGAAUAAGAUAAUUUAGUUUUCUUUCUUCAAAUUA
Messenger RNA from Arachis duranensis, 836 nucleotides. RefSeq names its product protein RADIALIS-like 3. Bases 445 to 765 code for a protein of 106 amino acids. The record is from RefSeq and is a predicted model, not a curated record. Gene Ontology annotation, molecular function: DNA-binding transcription factor activity. The transcript has a single exon. Lineage: Eukaryota; Viridiplantae; Streptophyta; Magnoliopsida; Fabales; Fabaceae.